UAUUAUUCCAGUAAUAUUUUAAAAAUACCCAUAUGCACAAAUGUUAUACGGAGUAUUAGAAAGUACUCCGUAUCUUGCAAAACAUCAUAAUCCAUAGCUGUUACAUUUUCCAAUUCAAACAAGCUUCUAGAAUUCAAAACAUGACACGUAUUUUAUACACAUAUACUUCAUAAAAAUGAAGAGCAGGUAAGAAAUUAAGAAUAGGUUAAUAAUGACAAUAUUACUAAUAACAAAAUAUUAGUAAUAAUGAUUAUAAUAAUGAUCUCAUAAUUAUUAAUAAUAGUGACAAUGAUAUCAUUGAUAUGCAUGUGUAAUAAUAGUAAAUUCUGGGCAGGCCUUUUUCUGUCCAGACUUCUCCUGCAGGUCGACAUCGCCAAAGGAAUCCUCCUGCUCAUGUGAAAUGCGGGACAACCUUCAACGACAAAGCUCAGCCAUUGGGGUUUCAAUCUAAAAUGGACAAUUGGACACUCUUUAUUGAUAUUGAAAGUAAACAUUUCUCUUUCAAUAUAUCAAAUUCAUCCAUUUCCAUUAGAGAGAGUAAACAUGGACUUUUUUCUAUUAUUGAAUUUGAUCUUGAUGGUGCCACUUGGUUGAGCUCAUCUCUACCAAAGCUUCUGCCUGGAAAAUCCCUGUCCAGAAUCAUUCUUAACAAACAUAUUACAAUCACUUUUGAUGGUAAUUAUUUUGGGGGUUUUGUUAGAAUUUUUUCAGGAGAUGAUUCUUUAUUCAUACCGGAGGGCAUAAAUGGAACCGGCAUUACUUCGUUCACAUCAAGUCUUUCACAAGCUAUUAUCAGAUUGAGAGAAUUGGCUCCUCAAGUGCCGCCGCUCUCACAAACUUUUAAACACAAAGAGUUUGGCUCAGAUGAGAUAGUUAAGCUUGUUAUUGAUCGUAUGGAUGGGAUUUGUUUCUACUCCCUCUGUCCCUAAAAGAAGUUCCAACUUUCCCUUUUCGUCCGUCCCAAAAAGAAGUUCACUUUCCCUUUUUGGCAAAGAACUUGUGGUUCACAGCAUUUCUCUCUCCUUUGCACAACUCUCCACCACACAAUUCCCACUUUCUUAAUCACCGUGCCACUUUACUUUGGAACAACAAUUAGGGACGGAGGGAGUAUCAGGAUGCUAAAGAGCUCACAAUCUCAGAUUCUUUAAUGCGCGCUUAUUUGGUAUAUUCUGAGCGUAUGGUCGAUACUUCGAGCUUUUCUAAUACAACCGAUGCAUAUGACUCUUCUCAUAUUUGUGCCGCAUUAGACUCUUCUAUUUCAGAGUUGAAGUUAUUUUUUCAAGAUACAAUGAAUUCGAGUGUGGCUAAUCUGUCAUCUUUUCUCUCCAAAGAAUAUGAUUGCAUCAUUACACACCUUCCAGAGAGCCAAGGAGUGAAUAUCAAUUCACAUACGGGUGGGCUUGCUUCUAAACAAUGCAGUACGGAUAAGAGGGAUGCUGAGUUUAAUACUAGUUUCAAAGCAGCUCGAGUUGAUAGGCUCUUUGAGCACUCAGAUUUUUCAGAUUGUGAUAUGAUGGAGGCUGACUCUUCGAGGGGAAUUUUCUUAGGUAAUCAGCACUCUGUUGCGCUUGAUGAUGAGACUGAACAAAGCUAUCCGUUCUCGGGGGAUGAUUUCCUUGGCCAUGCUUCAGAAAGUGAAAAAAGGACUACCCUGUCAUCGAGGGAAGAUCUAUGGGAUUCUGAUGCAAAUCAGGAUAUCUGUAAUGAAGCGAGAUUGGUCACAAUGGAAAAUUGUUUGCCUACAUCGAAUUUAAACACUCAAAUUAAACUAUACAGGAAAAGGCACUAGCGAUCGCAUAGCAUGAGGACUAGAUCCCAAUCACGAGUGGAGUUCAACCGUCAAGAUUGAGCUAUUUGGGUCUCUUGGGUGAUUUUCGUUGUAUGUAAUCUGGGUUGGGUUAUUUCUAUCUUUAAUUUCCGUUUCUUUUUUUAUUUUCUCUUUUGUUUUUUCCCUUCUUGUGUACUUUAUUUUUCUCCUUUUCUAAUAAAUUUUUUAUUUCCCGCAAAAAAAACAUAUUCAAACAUUCAAUAUAUGUGGUGCAGCUGAAUUCUCAAGGGUUAUCGUCCGCAGUAGCCUUUGUCCUUGUCAACUUUGUUGUUUUUAUUUUCCACAUACACGAACAUGUUCGUCC
Messenger RNA from Cuscuta epithymum, 2132 nucleotides. The record is from the annotation of a GenBank genome assembly. Lineage: Eukaryota; Viridiplantae; Streptophyta; Magnoliopsida; Solanales; Convolvulaceae.